This is a messenger RNA of Alosa sapidissima (American shad), 1937 nucleotides long. RefSeq names its product cilia and flagella associated protein 45 (gene cfap45). NCBI's taxonomy places the organism in Eukaryota, Metazoa, Chordata, Actinopteri, Clupeiformes, Clupeidae. The record is from RefSeq and is a predicted model, not a curated record. Bases 257 to 1855 code for a protein of 532 amino acids. The transcript has 12 exons.
UUGUAGUCAUGGGAACGCAAUAACAAAACAGUUCAUUUGGUUGGUAAAUUAGCAUACUUCAAAGGCUUGCUAAAUAAAAUUGCCCCUUAUCGUGAGGCGACCCACUCCUAAUUCAGACGUAGGCUAGGUUAAGAUGAUGACCUUUCGAGUCAUUGUAUUUUGAUACAGCUAACCAUCUUACAUCUUUUGCGGUUUUUCACUUGCCUUCCUGAUUCACCAGAACAACCAUGUAACGUUUUCAUAGCCUCGGAGUUUGAUGUCAUCAUCGGCGCGGCUGUCUGGGAGCAGCUCGCAUCGUCGCUAUCGCUAUCGUGCUCUGAAGUCCCAAGUUGACGAGACGCUCUUCGGUACUCCCAAACCCAAGAACUCCUUCAAGGACAGUGCAGAUGCCAGAGCUCAGAGUGCUCCAUCGGAAAAGGCACCCAAACCAGAGACCGUACGCAUCAUCACAAAGGACCUGAUCCGUGAUCUGAAAAUACCAAGUAAAGACCCUUCUGGCCUGUCAAUCAUCCUCUGUCCAUCUGAGAUGGAGCGAAUCACAGCCAAGUCACGAGUAGCCUCCAAGGAAGACAAAGAGGCUAUCUUGGAAUCCCAGCGCAGGGAGAAAGAGGCAGUGGUGGACGCUGCCGAGGAGAGGAGGGCACGCAUGCGGCAAGCUGACCUCUCGCGCCAGAGGAACCAGACACUCAGUGACUUGGAGCUGGAGGCACGGGACCGUGCCCAGUACCUACUGGAGAGGGCCAACGCCAUGCGCAUGGAGCAGGAAGACGAGGUCAAGAAGCUCAACGAGCUGAUCCUAGGAGCACAGUGUCACGCAGUGCGCGAUCGCCAGAUCCAGGAGAAGCAGCAGAUUUUGUCGGAGUUGCAGGAGGAGGAGCGGCGGCUGGAUGCCAUGAUGGAGGUGGACCGCUGCCGGGCACUGGAAACCCAGGACAAGAUCGAUCAGCUGCGCAAACAGCAGAGGAUCCAGGGUAAGAUGUGUAUUCUGAAGCAAAUCGAAGAGCGCAUGGAGGACCGCCUGUUGCAGGAUGAGUUGCGUGAGCAGGAGGGCCAGCAGAUGCUGGAGAGCCUGGAGAGGAUGCAGAUGGAGGAGCUGGAGGCCCUGGAGAGGAAGCGAGACGAUCAGAUGCGGCUUCAGCUGGAGAUCAUACGCAUCAAUGAGGAGAGCCUGUUGGCGAAGGAGCACAAGCAGGAAGAGGAGAGGCUGGCCGACCUGAGGGCCAUGGAGUACACCCGACAGAAGAUGCAACGGGAGGCGGAGUACGAGGCAGAGCAGCGGCGCAUCAAGAGGGAGAAGGAGAAGGAGGUAGCCCAUCUCCGGGCCCUGCAGGAGAGAGACCGGGACUACAAAGCAGAACAGGAUGAGAUCCGGGCCCGGCGCAACCAGGAAGCAGCAGAACGGGAGUGGCGUAAGAAGGAGAAGGAGCAAAUCCAGAAGAAGAUGGAGGAGGAGGAGAGGCUGCGCAUAGCUCGCCUUGAGCAGGUCACACACAAGGAGCACCUGCUCUCCAUCGAAGCUGGCCGGGAGAGAGUUGAGUUUGAGAGGGUGCUGAGGGUUCAACUGGAGGCGAUUGAGCGGGAGAAGGGGCGUGAGGAGAAGCACAGACAGCGAGUUCUGCGGCAUGCGGACGGCGUGCGGCAGCAGGUACGGGAGCGCGAGAUGGCCGCCGUGGCACAGCGCCGCGAGCUCUUCUGUGAGGGCCACCGUCUGGACGAGGAAGCCCGCCAACGCCGCCAGCGCCUUGACGUGAUUAAAGAGAAGAAACUUCAGGAGCUCAGGGCUGCUGGCCUGCCAGAAAAAUACUGUAACGAGGUGGAGCGCAAGCUACAUGCCAUUCCCACUCUUGCACAGUGACGCUAGCCAAAGAGGGAAAUGAGGUGUUUUUUGUUGUUGCUCAGAUCAGUAAAAUUAAAAUUUCAGAAAGAUAUACUUUAAA